Prosopis cineraria is the source of this 3778-nucleotide messenger RNA. Its product is annotated as disease resistance protein RUN1-like. Bases 198 to 3422 code for a protein of 1074 amino acids. Lineage: Eukaryota; Viridiplantae; Streptophyta; Magnoliopsida; Fabales; Fabaceae. Gene Ontology annotation, molecular function: ADP binding. The record is from RefSeq and is a predicted model, not a curated record. The transcript is spliced from 5 exons. Gene Ontology annotation, biological process: defense response; signal transduction.
UGUUUCUUCCCCCCUACGAAGUACGAAGCCUAAAUAAAAGGAAAAUAUGACGAUGCUCCGUGGAAGCCUGUUGGCAUGACCUUCCAUUAUUUCGGCAGAUAGCCAGCGAACUUCUCAGUCUUCCCUGUCCCUCGAAUGAUAUUUCUUCUUGCUCAGUUUUGCUGUUCUCAAGCCCUCAGAGUCUCAGUCAUUUCCAGAUGGCUCAGCAAGCUGCGUCCUCUUCUCUCGCCUACAAAUGGACGUACGACGUGUUCCUUAGCUUUCGAGGUGAGGAUACUCGCUUGAAUUUCAUCGGCCAUCUAUACGAUUCUCUCCGUCAAAGUGGAAUCCAUUCCUUCAUCGAUGAUGAAUCCCUUUGGGCAGGGGAAGAAAUCAAACCCUCUCUUUUGAGAGCCAUACAAGAAUCCAGGAUUGCUAUCAUAGUCUUCUCCGAAAACUAUGCAUCCUCGACGUUCUGUCUGGACGAACUUGCCGAGAUUAUGGAUUGCUUCAAAGAAGAAGGUCGGUUGGUGUAUCCGGUGUUUUAUUACGUGGAUCCUUCAGAAGUGAGGCAUCAAGCAGGGAGCUAUGGAGAAGCACUGGCUCACUUGCAGAAAAGAUUGGAAAACACAGAGCAGAAGCUGCAAAAGUGGAGGUUGGCUUUGUCUGAAGCAGCUAACUUGUCUGGUUGGCAUCUCAAACCUGGGAUUGCAAAAGAACAAGAGUAUAUUAAAAGGAUCACAAGUGAAGUUUCUGCAAGGAUUAAUCGUAUACCUUUGCAUGUUACUGAUUAUUCAAUUGGACUCGAGUCUCGAGUACGAGAAGUUAUCUCACUUCUAGAUAUUUGGUCUGACGAGGAAGUCAAAAUGGUAGGAAUUGGUGGAAUUGGUGGAAUAGGUAAAUCAACAAUUGCAAGAGGUGUGUGUAACUCUGUGGCUGAUCAUUUUGAAGAUUUAUGUUUUCUUUCUAAUGUUAGAGAACUCUCUAGUAAGCAAGGCUUGUCUCAUCUCCAAGGGAAAUUACUUUACGAAAUAAUCAAGGAGAAAAAACUCAGAUUGGGUGAUCUCCACAGAGGGAUUUCAAUAAUAAAACACAGGCUCCAACGAAAGAAGAUUCUUUUAAUCCUUGAUGAUGUUGAUAAAUUGGAACAGUUACGAGCACUGGCUGGAACAUGUGAUUGGUUUGGCCGUGGAAGUAGGAUUAUCAUUACGACAAGGAAUAAACAAUUGUUAGCUGGUCAUGGGGUUGAAAGAAUUUAUAAUGUAAAGGAGUUAAGUUAUGAGGAAUCUCUUCAGUUAAUUAGCUGGAAUGCCUUUAAAAAGAGAAAUCUGAAUUCUGAGUACGUAGAUGUUUUAAAUCGGGCAGUGCUUUACUCUUGUGGCCUUCCAUUAGUUUUGGAAGUGAUUGGUUCUAACUUGUGUGGUAAAAGUAUCAAUGAGUGGAAUUCUGGAUUAGAUCAAUAUGAAACAAUACCCAAUAGUGAAAUUUUUGAGGUCCUCAAAUUAAGCUUUGAUGGUCUAGAGGAAAAGGAGAAGGAAAUUUUCCUUGAUUUAGCUUGUUUUCUCAAAGGUGAGAAAUUAGAAGAGGUUAAGGGUAUGUUGCAAAGUCUGCAUGAAAUCCCACCAGAAUAUGCUAUUGGAGUGCUUGUUGACAAAUCUUUAGUGAACAUUCGAGAGAAUCGUCUCACGAUGCAUGACUUGAUUGAAGAUAUGGGUAAAGAAAUUGUUCGACGACAAUCACCAAAUGAGCCAGGUGAGCGUAGUAGGCUAUGGUGCUUCAAGGACAUUCUUCAUAUCUUACAAGAAAACAUGGGAACGAAGAAAAUUCAAGUCAUGAUACUAGACUUACCCCAAGAUAAGGAAGUACGAUGGAAUGGAAAGGGAUUCAUGAAGAUGAAGAACCUUAAGGUUCUUGUGGUAAAAAAUGCAUGCUUUUCUCAACGUCCCAAAUAUCUUCCAAAUAGUUUAAGGGUGCUGGUCUGGAAAGGGUAUCCUUUCAAAUUUUUACCAUCCGAUUUUCAUCCAACAAAACUUGUCUAUAUCAACUUGUCUGAUAGUUAUUGUCACUUGCUGCCAUUUGUUAAGAUGUUCGAGAGCUUAAGCUGCAUGGAUUUUAAAAAUUGUAAAUUUCUAAGGCAGAUACCGGAUCUGUCAGGAGCUUCUAAUUUAAGAGAAUUGUGGCUUGAUGGUUGCACAAAUUUAAUCCAAAUUCAUGAGUCGGUUGGAUUUUUGAAUAAUUUGAGAGAAUUGAGUGCGAUGAAAUGCAAGAGCUUGAGGAUUUUGCCAUCUAGCUUCACAUUGACAUCUCUUGAAUGUCUCAACUUUUUUGGCUGUUCCAGCCUUCAAAGUUUUCCACAAAUACUAGACAAAAUGGAAAAGAUGAAAGUACUUGAAUUAGGCAGAACAGCUGUACAAGAAUUGCCAUCAUCAAUUUGCAAUCUUGUUGGGCUUGAAAUCUUGAACAUGGAGGAGUGUCAUCAUCUAAAGAGGCUUCCCGUUGAUAUUUGUAUGCUGCCAAACCUUUGCGAAUUAAGAGCAAAUUUCUGUGUUAUGAUGAACAAUUUUGAGAUGGGCCAAGGUGGAGAACAAAGAAUCUCAAACCCCAGAGGAUUGUCAUUGACACAUGUUUGGUUCUCAAAUUGCAAUUUAUCAAAUGGUUUUCUUGCUUUUGGCCUUUCUUACUUGCCUAAUUUAAUACAUUUAGAUCUAAGUUUCAAUAAUUUCACAACCCUUCCAGCAUGCAUAGAAGAUUGUCACUAUUUGAAUUGUCUUUUGUUGGAUAAUUGCAAGCUGCUUAAGUAUAUUGAUGGGGUGCCACCAAAUCUAGAAAAAUUUAGUGCUACAUGUUGCCCAUCAUUAAGCCAAUUGUCCAGAAGCCUAGUAUUGAAACAGGUUUUCUCUCAACAACCUGGAAGGAAAAACUUUAUUUUGCCUGGAAAGACGAUCCCAGAAUGGUUCCACAAGUAUAGCCGAGGAUGUUCUCCAUCCUUUUGGGUUCGUGAAGAGUUCCCACUGAUUUGUCUGUGCUUUCUUAUUAGAGAUGACAGGAAUUCCGUCGGCAACUAUACAUUCUCGCUAUUUGUGGAUGGCAUAGUGAUGGGGAUUUCUUCAGCGUGCUUGCCGCUAUCAGAGAUGAAACCAAAUCAUUUGUAUGUUUGUGAUUUACAGAGCAUGAUUCCCAACACUAAACUCCCCCUGCCAAAUAACUGGAAGCGAGUGGAAAUUUCCAUCAAGGACGGCUCGAACAGUGAUGAUGAGAACGUUUAUUGUGCAGUUCAUACAAACAAGAAUGAAAAUAAUAGAAAAAAUAUCAGCUUUACGGACCCUAAUCCUACGAUGGAAAUGUCUGAUGCCAAAACACAACCUUGGGGAGAAACUAAGCACAUCGUUUCCUGCUACUUGUUCUCACAUACUGAUUUUUUUCACGCUUCUCUUGUCAGGUGAUUGGCUGGGGAGAAAAGUGUGGGGAAGUGAAAAAUGUGAUAGAAAAGUGAGAGAAAUUCUAUUUUUUUUUGGAUCAAAAAUGCAGAUUUUUCAUAUCAAUUGGCCACAUCUUUUAUAUUUUCUGAUGAGGAUAUUGGGUUGUAUUAUUUAUUGAUUUAGAUUGUUGUAAUUGUGAUUAAAAUAUAAUAGAAUAUUUUUAAAGUAGUGUUUGGUUGGAGGGGAGGGGAGGGGAGGAGGGAGAAAAUUUUAAAAAAGCUCCCCUCCCCUCCAUCUUACCAAACAAGGGGAAGGGUUUAAAAUUUUCUCUCCCCUCCCCCUCCUUCCCUCACCUCCUCUCACUUCCUUUUCCCUCCUUC